CAAGCUCGUUGUAUUAAAUAUUGAAGCCAUGAUAUGUAUGACCGGUACAUCAUUGAAGAUCCCUUUGUAGUUCCUGGCAUGUCAAGCUAUGGAGCCGGCUUCAGCUGAAUGCGAAGACGUUACUGGCGAGUGAGCAACAUACACAGAGAUAUGAGAGAGGCCAUGGAGCAAGAAGUUAAGCCUGUACCCUGUGGCGCCCAGCCGGGGACGAAGCGGCGAAACGCUGCUUUGUUGGCCAUUGUUGCAUACCUGCAAGUUUUCGGCUACGUGCAGCUUGCCAGGCCCUUCUGCGCUUCCGAGCCGCACACCCUGCCACUGGAUAGCCGCUUGGCGGCUACCUACCCAUGCAGCGGCGCGUUGCCGGAAAAAGUGCUUUACCUAGCCACCCAGCCGGCCCUCGUAUACAGGGACUACCUCCGCCUGCAGCCCCCAGACUGCUGGGUGUCCGCUUCCGCCGCCUGCAUGCUGCUGCGGCUGCUGCUGGGCCUCACCUGGCCCUCCUCGCUGCACCUCCGCUGGACCUUCGUAGCACACCGCCUGCUGGGGCCAGUGACGCUGCUAGGCUGGCUGCUGGCCUCGGGGCAGCCGCCUUCCUCUCUUGCGGUGUGGUUCGCUCGGAGCUGGCCGCUGCUGGACUGCGCCUACCUGCUGGUGUUCCAGACCGGAUUCCGUCACGAGGCUGUGUACGGGGUGUUGAGCUUUGCGGUUAACGCAGCCAUCGGUACACGCAUCCGUGCCCUGCACCCGCACCUGGUCUACCCUCUUCCCAUGCAACUCAUGAUCUGCGCGUCUGCUACGGCUUUCAUCCUGUCCGUGCAUUUGCUGUGGGAGCGGGCAGAGCGACGGCUGCAUUACAACGGCAUCAGCAGUAGACACGAUGUCGUACACAGCAGCAAGGCUAAGGUCGGCGGUAGUACGGCUGGGACCAGUCGCUGCACUGCCUCUUCCGGGGCUGCUACAGCAACAGCUGCCGACGCUGAUCCCGCUGCCCAGACUACCGAUACAGCUACUGCUGUUACUGUCGCCAAUGCUACGGCCAUUGCAGUACAGCUCGCGACCUCUUGCUUGCUCCAACGCUACGAGGCAGCAACCACCCGCAGCAUUAACUCCACUGGCCCUAACUCUUCAGUGCCCGAAGACGACAGUCCAAGGUUUACCGAGGCCGUACGAUUGAUGCCACCACCGCCUCCUGCUUCAGCUCCUACUCCACUGCCCAGGCCCGGUGCCGGUGCCACAACCCCAGUCACAACGACCACCGACCCACGGGACCACAACGCCAGCACUGUCUUAGCCGAGCGGAGCCAUGCGGCAGCAGUGCGGCGACUCCUGGCGCCUUUCCCUUCGCAGCAUAGCGCGCUAGCUGCAGCCCAGGCGGCGCGUAUGACGUACACGCCUGCCGUGCAGUUGGUCCGGGUGCAAAUCAAGAUCCGCGGGGCUGACCCGGAUGAGGUCCCGGCGGGCUACGAGGCGCGAGUGGGUCGAGUGGUGGCGGCUGCGGGGUAUCAUGCGGAGGCGGUGUACAUGCGGCGAGGCUGCAUUGAACUGGUGAUCGACGCGCAGGAGUGGCACGGUGCUCCGAACAGCUACGGCGCCGCCGGGGUCGGCUCCGCUGUGGCAGUUGUGGAAGUUGGGGAUACGCCUGCGGCCACAGCCGCAAAUGGCACUUCGUCAGCAAAGUGUGUUAAGCAGGGGACAAAUCCUUCUGAUGCGUCGCGUAGUACGACAGAAGAGGCAGUAGCCGCCGCUGCAGGACCAAUAGCAGCAACAACAGCAGGCACUGCUGCACCUCUGCAGGAGUCGCCUCGUGACAUCGACAUCGGCUCGCUCAUUCGUGCGCUGCGGAUUGGUCAAGGUGACGUCAGCAGCGACGAUGAUGACGGAGCUGAUGAGGGUCACUAUGACGAUGGUGGCCGCAGCGGCGUUGGGAGAGCUGCUGGAGGGUACGACAAUGGUGGCGGCGCUUCGUACGGCAGCGCAGCAGCAGGAAUGAUAACCGAGGAGGCCAUUACUAGCAUCAGUACUCGCCGCGGACAGGCGGCCGUGCCGCCUCCUCCUCCUCGUCGCUCGGUCACGCCUAGGCCUUUGCUGCACACCUCAGGCUGGAAUGUUUGGUAUGAAGACUCCGUCUCCAUCGCCGACGCCGCUGCCGACGUUACUGCUGCUGGCAGUGGCGGUCCCUUCAUCCUCGGUGUAUACCCCAGGGUGCUGCUAGCCCGCCACGGGCCCACCCACAAUCACCCGCACACUUCCCCGCACCCGGGCAACAGCGGUAGCAAUAGCGGUUCCGGCCCCGGUGCUGUGGGCGGGACGGCGUUUGGCGGGGAUGACGGCGACGGAGACGUUGCUGGAGGUCGAGGAGAUGCGCAGGAGGAGGAUGACGUUGCGGCAGGCUUGGAUGUGGGAAGCCGCCGCCGCAUUACCCAUCUUGACAUGGGCGCUGAAGGUGCCAGCCUCAGCGGUGGGGAAGGAGAAGGCGAGGGCGGUAGACAUCCUGCCGGCGGCGCUGGCGGCGGUCAGGAUCACGGCGGUGCUGUUUGGCAGGGUCAACGCCGCAGGGGCAACCAGCGUGACGCCGGCGCUGCGAUCGGAACGCGGUUUUCUGACGAAGCGGUGCCGGGCCCCUUCCGUCUUGAGGUGGUGGUUUGCUGGCCGGAAACGGCUCCUGCUCCUCUUCCUCCACCUCCUGCUGCCAUGCGUGCCAGGACCACAACCUCGUUUGCAGCUGCAGCAGCAGGAGCAGCUGUGAGGGAGCCGUUGGGUGCAGCGACCUCACCAGCCCCCACCCCUCGCUCCGAGGAGUGCUUGGAGCUGUUGGUGCGCUGCCGCGGCUUGCACCUGCCGUCCCGGCUUAUAACCGUCGAGUCAUUAGGGUCAGCGGUAUUGCCGUCGCCGCAUGCCACGCAAACCCAGCUGCCCGGACCGAGCCACAAUUCCGCAGCAGAAGCAGCGGCGGCAGCGGCAGCGGCACCGUAUGCACCCGCGCCGAGCCGUGUGGCAAGUGGCCGCGGCGGCGAGGGUAGCAAUGCCGUGAUGAUGACAUGCACACUUCUGGAAUACGUCAUUGAGCUGCCGUACUUACCGGCCCAGCCAGGGCUGCUGUUACUUGAGCCUCGGGGACUGCCGGUGGUGCCGGUGGUGGUGGUGCAGGAGGCGGCGGUGGCGGCGGAAUUGCAGGCGACAGUCGACGAGUGGGACGGUGACACCGCCGAACUGGAUCACUUGCUCCUGGAUACGGCAAUGUUCGUGCAAGAGACAGCGGACGUCAUGACGAUGGCUGAGGCGCUCGCUGGGCUGACACCUCGUGCUGCUGCUGCGGGUGGUAAUGCGGGUGGCUACCGGGAUACUACCAUCGGCGCUGGCGCUAACAUGACUAUUCCGGCAGCAGCGACGGCUACCUGGGCUAGAAGUGGCUUGGGAGGCAGGAUGCGGGUCCAGAUCAGCCCAAGGCUGCACAGCCUCGGUCGACAUCUGCUCGGCUUCGCAGUCAUGAACGGCUGGACCGCCUUCAGCGCCCUGCUUCAAUCCUACCUCGGUGCUGGGGACAACCUACCUCCUCCAUACGGAUCUGUACGGGAUCUGUUGUACAAUUCUGGGUUGGUCUCCGAGGACGCCUCGGUUGCCCGGCCCUCCGCCACUCUCAGCACCAUGGACAGCACGCUCACGGCUACCGGUACGAGCUCCCCGCCGAGCGGGUACGGCAGCGAAGUUGAAGAGUCGCCGCCGUCGCCGUCAUUGUGCGGCAGCGGGGCUGCGCUUUGCAGCCUUCAUGCGGCACCAUGCGGAGUUGUUGCGGCUGGCGGCUUUGACAAGGGCUUGCAGCAGGAACGAAAAGGGCAGCAGCAGCUGCAGCAGGCGGAGAAGCGGGGGGAAGAGGAGGGGGAGGAGCACCCGGUCCGCUGCUGCGCACGAGACACCUACACGCAGGGCUGCAGGGAUCCGGGCGCAUUCGUAAGGAAAUGGAUGGAGUCCCUGCUGUCCACCUCCUUGCUAUGUUACCUGCGCCGCGGGUGGUGCCGCACUGCCGCGUUCGCCGCCGUGGACCGCUGUGCACGUGUGCCGCUGCUGCCCGCUGUCUUGGUCAUCGCUGUGGCAGUGCUGCUUGGGACAGCACCUGGACCCGCGGGUCAGUCCCUCCGGUAGGUGCUGCACGUUUGCGGAUCCGCCGUGUGUCUGUUACUGGGGGCAUCGCUAGCAUGCCGGGUUUGGAUUCGGAGUAGCUGGGGGUGCGGGUCGGGUGCAUCCUGGGGCUGGAAGGUCAUGCGGGACUAAGCUUGAGGCUCUUGAAGCCACUGCGCUGCACCAGAAGUGGUCGUUGAUAGUAGUUUUGUUACAGAGGCGUCUGGACGUCUGGGAGAUGCUUGAGAGCUUGCAUCCGGACCUGGGGCUUCCCGUGGCCGCGUUGGGUAGGGAUGUAUGAGAGACCAUUUCUAUAGGGUUGCCCCGUUAGGCUCGACCACUCAAUAAUUGUUUUGCCGUACAUGCACUUUAGCGUAGGAAAAUUCGUCAUUGAGCUCGCUACGGGUUUCCCGUAUAAACCCCUGAGUGCCGCGUGGAGGGCGUGUUUGCGUGCUUGAACUGCCGUGCAUGACCACACCUGCAUGGCCACUGCUGCUG
Astrephomene gubernaculifera is the source of this 4614-nucleotide messenger RNA. Lineage: Eukaryota; Viridiplantae; Chlorophyta; Chlorophyceae; Chlamydomonadales; Astrephomenaceae. The record is from the annotation of a GenBank genome assembly.